Messenger RNA from Penicillium brasilianum, 1623 nucleotides. Lineage: Eukaryota; Fungi; Ascomycota; Eurotiomycetes; Eurotiales; Aspergillaceae. The record is from the annotation of a GenBank genome assembly.
AUGGUACUCUGUCCAAUUUGUGAGAAGUCUGUGUCACAGCUCAAAAUCAACGACCACAUUGAUUCGGGCUGUCAAAUCUUUGUGGAAGAGCCCUCGUCUUCCCCGAGCGAUCAACCGUCAUCUCAGAGAGGACCGGUUCCCAGCAUCUUCCAGCCACAAUCCGCACGAAAGGCCCAGAGCCAGUUCAGCCAGACCAAAGAGUCCCCUUCACGUUCGAGUAUAGCUACUCCACGACCGGUCAAUGGCAAACGAUCCUUGGCACAAGAUUCGCCGCUGCCCCAAGAACACAAUGGCGUGAAACAAUCAUAUGGAGAGGCAGGAGAGCCACAAGCCAAGCGGCCAAAGGUCAAUGCAUUCCAGAGGGCAGCCCCGCUGGCAGAACGAAUGCGCCCAAAGACUCUGGAUGAAGUCUGUGGUCAGGAGCUGGUCGGCGAGAAUGGGGUCCUCCGAGGCCUCAUUGAACAGGAUCGGGUGCCCAGCAUGAUUCUGUGGGGGAGUGCCGGAACAGGAAAGACAACCAUAGCCCGUGUGAUUGCCUCGAUGGUUGGAAGUCGAUUCGUGGAGAUCAACAGUACUAGCUCCGGUGUCGCAGAGUGCAAGAAGAUCUUCGCCGAGGCUCGCAGUGAACUCGGCCUCACCGGGAGAAAAACGAUCAUCUUCUGUGAUGAAAUCCAUCGGUUCUCCAAAUCACAGCAAGACGUGUUCCUAGGCCCCGUGGAAAGUGGUCAGGUCACUUUGAUUGGUGCAACGACGGAGAACCCAUCCUUCAAGGUUCAAAAUGCAUUGCUUUCGCGGUGCAGGACAUUUACCCUGUCCAAACUGACAGAUGAGGACAUUGUUUCCAUUCUGCAGCGAGCACUACGAAUUGAAGGCCCAAACUAUUCUCCCUCGGAAUUGGUCGAUGAUGAGCUGAUCAAAUAUCUCGCUCGAUUCGCUGAUGGCGACGCUCGAACCUCACUCAACCUACUCGAACUUGCCAUGGACUUGUCGAAACGACCGGGUAUUACUACACAGGACAUCAAGCAAGCUCUGACCAAAACCCUUGUGUAUGACCGUGCUGGUGAUCAACAUUAUGAUACGAUAUCAGCGUUCCACAAAUCCAUUCGAGGCAGUGACCCGGACGCGGCACUAUAUUAUCUUUCGCGCAUGAUCCAGUCCGGGGAGGACCCUCUUUACAUUGCUCGGAGACUGAUAGUUGUUGCUUCAGAGGACAUUGGUUUGGCCGAUAACAGCAUGUUGACCCUGGCAAUCUCCACCCACUCCGCGGUGGAAAAGAUCGGCCUGCCAGAAGCCCGCAUCAACCUGGCCCAUGCAACGGUGGCAAUGGCCUUGUCAAAGAAGAGUACAAGGGCAUACCGAGGUCUGAACAGCGCAUUUGCUGCAUUAAACGAACCUGGUGUUGCAGGGCUGCCUAUUCCCAUUCAUUUGCGAAAUGCUCCCACCAAACUAAUGAAAGAGCUCGGCUACGGCAAGGAGUACAAGUACAACCCGAAUUAUCUCGAUGGUGAAGUGCAGCAAGACUACCUCCCGGAGAAACUUAUAGGACGCACCUUUCUAGAGGAUUUGGACCUGGGCACGCGAAGGGAUCCCGAUUUGCAAAGCUCAAAAAAGUCUCCAUUUUAA